AUGGCUUCUGGCGAUAGCGAUGAACAGCCGAAUGUCACGGCCGCCGACCAGCAAUUGAUCAAUAAAUUUGCCAGACUUCACCAAAAUUUUGCUCAAAUAAGGGAAGAAAUGGCUUCAUUAAUGACAGAUUUGGCAAAUAUCAACGAAGCCGUUGAUGAAAUCAUGCUGCUUGGGGAUGAUGAUGGGCAAGCGAUACCUUAUAAAAUUGGACAAACUUUUGUUCAUUUUGAUUCGGAUUCGAUUAACGAAAGGUUAGAAAAAGACAAGGAGCAGGUUGAAACCGAUGUAGACGAGAUGAAGGAUAAGAGCAAGAACUUGGAAGAGCAAAUGGAAAAGCUGAAGACAAAUCUCUACGAAAAAUUUGGUGAUCACAUCAACCUGGAAACCGAUAAAGAA
Mesorhabditis belari is the source of this 396-nucleotide messenger RNA. The record is from the annotation of a GenBank genome assembly. NCBI's taxonomy places the organism in Eukaryota, Metazoa, Nematoda, Chromadorea, Rhabditida, Rhabditidae.